Messenger RNA from Ziziphus jujuba (common jujube), 1290 nucleotides. RefSeq names its product receptor-like protein 9DC3. The record is from RefSeq and is a predicted model, not a curated record. Bases 1 to 1290 code for a protein of 429 amino acids. Gene Ontology annotation, molecular function: protein binding. Lineage: Eukaryota; Viridiplantae; Streptophyta; Magnoliopsida; Rosales; Rhamnaceae. The transcript has a single exon.
AUGCUGGAAGGAUCACUCCCGAUUCCACCACCAUCCACUUUGAACUAUGGGGUUAGAAGCAACAAAUUAAGUGGACAAGUUUCACCAGCAUUCUGCAAUUUAAGUUCCAUUAAAUAUAUUGAUUUUGGGGAUAACAAAUUGAGCGGCAUGCUUCCAGAUUGCUUGGUAAAUCUCAGCGAUUCACUUUUAGUUCUAAAUCUGGUAAAUAACUCUUUUGGUGGUACCAUUCCUGAAAUCUGCACAAAUGGAAGCCAGCUGAGGAUGAUUGAUCUAAGCUAUAACAAGUUCGAAGGGCGCUUACCACGAUCAUUGCAUAGCUGUUUGAAGCUACAGUCUUUGAAUCUUGGGAACAAUCAAUUAGGUGAUGAGUUCCCUUCCUGGUUAGGGACACUUCCUGAUCUAAGCAUACUCAUGCUAAGAUCUAAUCACCUCCAUGGCAACAUAGAGAAACCUAUUUCCAAUUCUGUGUUCUUUCCUGAAAUUCGAGUUAUUGAUCUAUCCUAUUAUGAUUUUACGGGCAAGUUGCCAUCUGAAUACUUCCAAAAAUGGAACUCCAUGAAAUGUUUUGAUGCUGCCAAUUCAUCUUAUAUGAAAGCAGAUUCAAAUUUCAUUGCCAGGGCCUCGGCUGACUCUGAUGUUUCAUGGACCCAAUAUUAUCCAAUACCAAUCAAAAUAACAAUCAAGGGUGUGGAUAGGGUUUUGUAUAAGGUCCAAGAUGUUUUUGUAGUGAUUGAUUUCUCAAGCAACAUGCUCGAAGGAGAAAUUCCAGAUUCCAUUGGGAGCUUACAAGGGAUUCGAGUUCUUAACCUCUCCAACAACAUUCUUAGCGGCAGCAUACCGUCAACCAUGGUGAACAUAACAGUGCUUGAGUCUUUUGAUCUUUCUCAAAACAGGCUCCAUGGAGAGAUCCCUUCUCAACUGAAGCAGCUAACUUUUCUUGUCGUUUUCAAUGUAUCUCAUAACAAUCUUACAGGACCUAUACCACUAGGAAGCCAGUUUUCUACAUUCGAAACCAGUUCAUAUGAUGGGAACUUGUGGUUAUGUGGUUAUCCAUUGGCAACAAAGUGUUGGAAUUCUGAGUCCCCAAAAUUACCACCGGCAGCUUCUGACGAGAAGGGAGAUUCAGGGUUUCCAUUUGAUUUUGAUUGGAUUACAGUCUUGCCAGGAUAUGCAAGUGGGUUAGUAGUUGGAAUUGUUGGUGGGAAUUUUGUUUUUGUGAAGAAGCAGUUUUGGUUUCUGAAGAGGCAAAUGAAAAGGAGAGUUAGAAGGAGAAGGGGAUUUAGAACUUGA